UUAAGGUUCGUGAGAACUCCCUUUAUUUUAAUGUAGAGGGUUUUCUUGUGGACAUCAAUCAACUUCUUUGUUAUUUUGUCACUGAAGCCACACGGAGACGAGAGCAGCAGCUAUGAGUUUAACAGCGAGUGGAUUUGUUGUCUUCCUUCUCUCUCUGCCAGUGGUUCAGGGUCAGGAUGAGUGGGGAGUGACUUACUCUUCUACUGAGAUCUGUGCAGUGAAAGGAUCAACAGUGGAGAUAAGAUGCAGCUUCACAUACCCAUCUACAUCACAUGGUGGUGUUAACACAGUUGAGAAAACAUUCUGGUUCACUAAACAGAAAGAUGGUGAAUCUGUAGAUUUGACCACAGACUCAGAGUAUUCAGGUCGUGUAGAGGAUCUCUGUGAAAACAACACCUGCACUCUGAGAAUCAAAAACCUGAGAGAGAGCGACUCAGCUGAGUACAGGUUCAGGAUCAAAACAAAUCAAGAUAAAUAUAUUGGUCAACCUGGAGUCACUUUGUCCGUCACAGAUCUCCAGGUGGAGGUGAGCAGACCACACUCGUCUACUCUCCUUCAGUGUCUCAGCAGUUGUCGUCCACCUGGUCAUACUUCCUACAUCUGGUUUAAGAAUGGAGAGAAAAUAAAGGAAGACACAUCUCCUUAUGCAGACUUCAGAUAUGAUUCAGCAGACAGUUAUUCCUGUGCUCUGAAGGGAUAUGAGGACUUCCCCUCUCCUUCAGUGUAUGCUCCAAAGCUCCCCUCUGUGUCAGAUCAUGGAAGCUACCAGCUGCUGUAUCAAUCUCUGUUGUUCUCCUGGCUGUCAUUUCUCUCUCUGUCUUCCUGUGGAUCAGGUGAGCAGAUCUGA
Molecule: messenger RNA, 847 nt
Organism: Trematomus bernacchii (emerald rockcod)
Lineage: Eukaryota; Metazoa; Chordata; Actinopteri; Perciformes; Nototheniidae
Exons: 5
Coding region: 113-847 (244 amino acids)
Source: RefSeq, a predicted model, not a curated record